Molecule: messenger RNA, 654 nt
Organism: Pelagomonas calceolata
Lineage: Eukaryota; Pelagophyceae; Pelagomonadales; Pelagomonadaceae
Source: the annotation of a GenBank genome assembly
AUGGCCGACCCCCUCGACGACGACGAGGAUCCGGAAGCCGCCAUGCGCGCCUACAUGGAGAAGACGAAGAUCAAUAAGGACAAGGGCGGUCCCCGCAGGACGUUGGUCGAGCGCGCGUCCGACAACACGCAGGGCGGCGCCGACGCCUUCAAGCAGAGCGAAAGGAUCAUCAAGUCGACGCAAGCCAUGACCGACGGCCUCAAACUCAAACGAAAAACAGCGGCCGACGAGAUGGAGGCCGACUCCAAAGAGAUGGCUAGGUUAGACAGAGAACUCGACGAGUUCCGAAGGAAGUACGACGCGGUCUGCCAGUCCUAUGAUGAUAAUGUGGCGAAACGGAACCACCUUCGAGCGACGCUCGCCGACGCGAAGCGGCAGAUGGACGACAUGCAAACUACCUGUGGCGAGUGGGCGGCGCGGAACCGACGAGACCAGUACAAGUUCAACUCCAAGCUUGUGAGUGAAGAGUUACGGGAGCUGCGGGGGUAUUCUGUGGAGCCGGGGUCCACGUGCACGCGGAAGGAGGCGCAGUCGCGGACGCGGACGUCGCGCACAUUGCAGACGAACCGGGAGCAAUCUCAACAGGACCAACUGGCGGAGCUCAUGCGGCAGACGAAGGCGAAGGCUCGCGCCUUGGCGAAGGGUAAGAAGUAG